AUGAGUGAAAUAUUAUAGUAAGAUGAAGAAAUUUAAUUAGAUCAAGAAAAUAUUAGAGGAUAUUUAGAUGAUGAAAUUCUAGGAUAGAUUGUAGAACAAUAUUAGCAUUAAGGACUCACAAACUAAACAAUAACAUAAUAUACUUAGUUAGUCUCAAGAGGUUGCCAAUUAUUGCAUCCAUUAUUGCCAAAGCUACCAGACUAAAAAGGAGUAAAAUUUAUAAGCUAACAAGAAUUACUCAAUUUAGAUAAAACUUUAUUGGGACGACUUGAGAGUGAUCAGAGAUUCAGAACAUAUCGCGAGAAAAUUAUGAGAAAUAAUUCUCAAUCUUUUGUGCGAAAAUUCAAUCUAACAGACAAGAGUCAAUCUGUUUUGAAUGACAGCUGCUGCUUGAAAGAAUAAAUUUAAUUUCAAUUGGAUCACAAUAAAACACAAUUAAGAUAUUAGGAAGAACAGUAAAAGCAAAACAUAAUGAGAACAACGUUUGCAAGAUCAAGAUCUUAUAAUCAUAACAAGUUACCCAAAAUAAAAACAUAUCCUGCAAAAAUCGAUGAGGAAGGAUAAAUUAUGCCAACCAUAAAAGCCAAAGUUAUACAAGUACAGCAACCUGAAGAAGAGUUCACAAUUCCUACUCAUUAUUUAGGAUGGAUAGAUAUGUUCUUUGGAAAAUGGAGACCUUAAAUGAGAGAAGGAGCUUCCUUGAAUAAUAUCUCUGGGAAAUUAUAUCUAUUUGGAGGAAUAAGUAGCAAACCAUUUAAUGAUGUUGUUAUUUGGGAUCAUAAGGAAUGGUUCCAACCUCAAGUAAUUGGAGAGAAAGCCCCUUUUGGUAGAACCAACCAUAUUCACUGUGUCUAUAGAAGAAACAUCUAUAUAUUUGGAGGUGAGAAACCCUAUGAUGGUUAACAGAAGAUAAGGGAGAGCACCAAUGAUUUCAGAGUGUUUAAUACAGAAAAUAAUGAAUUCAAAGCCUUGAGGUUUGGAGGAGAGGUGAUUGAAGGGAGAAGGGGAGCAUCUGGUGCAAUUGUAGGAAAAUAUAUCAUUAUCCAUGCAGGAGUCAACACCAAAGGGAAAUAUUUAAGUGAUUUGUAUCACUAUGAUAUUUUGAACAAUAAGAUGAUUUUAAGUUAAGUUGAGCAGAAUGACUUUUUUACUAAUGGGAUUGCUUUUCAUACGCUUAUCUCCGUCUUCAGCAGUUAAAGGAAUAUCCAAAUUUAUAAAAACUAUAUGGAUCCUGAGGAAAUGAAGGAAGUCAAAUAUAAAGUAGAAGGAGUGUAUUUGUUUGGAGGAGAAUCUAAAAUAGGAGCAUUGUAUUCUGGCUUAUACAUGCUGAAUCCUUGUACUCGCCCUAUGUAAUGGUCUUUGGUUUCAGGCAAAGGAUAAUUACCAACUAGUAGAUACAAACACUCGGCUUCUUAUUGUGAACGACAGGGAAUUAUUAUUAUUUAUGGUGGAAUAAGCGAAUCAUCUGAAUUUUUAAAUGAUUGCCACAUUUUCAAAAUUGAAACUCAAUCUUGGAGCAAUGUCGAUUUAGAGUGCAAAGAAGGAAGAGCAGGUCAUUGUGCUGUUGUGGACGAUCAUAAACUUAUGAUUUUUGGAGGCUAUAACGAAACUGGAUUUCUUAGUGCUGACUUUCAGAUUCUAGAAAUCGAUUCUAUGAUAGCCUAUCGAAACAGAAGAUAAGCCAAUAUAUCGAGUCAUCUUAUAACUAAUCCUUUAUAAUUAUCGACAACGAAUUAAAAUGUCAAAACAAAGCAGUAAAAUUACACUGACAGAAUGAGUAAAAUAAGAGAAUAAGUUGCCAGUCUUUCUUAUAAUAUUAAAUCUUUCAUACCUAAACCUAUCAUUAAAUAAAUAUCUGCCAAGAAUCUCAAUAAAAUCAAUAAAGAAUAAAUGCUAUUUUCUUAAAGGUUGAAUGAGGAGACUUCUGAAUUAAUCAAAGACUUUGAUUAUAUAGAAGAAAGCAAAGAUGAAAUGAAGAAUUCUUCCAAGCUGGACGGCUCUCCAAAUUCAAAUAAAAAACUUACUGAUAGGCGCUCAAUUUCAAUUAGAAAUUUAUAACCAUUUUCCCAUUGA
Molecule: messenger RNA, 2073 nt
Organism: Paramecium tetraurelia
Lineage: Eukaryota; Ciliophora; Oligohymenophorea; Peniculida; Parameciidae
Exons: 4
Molecular function (GO): protein binding
Source: RefSeq, a predicted model, not a curated record